Messenger RNA from Hypomesus transpacificus, 4784 nucleotides. RefSeq names its product E3 ubiquitin-protein ligase SMURF2. Gene Ontology annotation, molecular function: ubiquitin-protein transferase activity; protein binding. Lineage: Eukaryota; Metazoa; Chordata; Actinopteri; Osmeriformes; Osmeridae. Gene Ontology annotation, biological process: ubiquitin-dependent protein catabolic process; negative regulation of BMP signaling pathway. The coding region runs from base 377 to 1969 and encodes 530 amino acids. The transcript is spliced from 12 exons. The record is from RefSeq and is a predicted model, not a curated record.
UCUCUCCCCCUCUACCUUUUUUUCUCUCUCUUUCUCUCUCUGUCUCCCUCCCUCUCUCUGUCUCUCUCUCUCCCCCGAUGCUAGCUGGGGUGUGCCUCUCAGGCAUAAGGACAGCGGGGGCUGGAUGGGAGGGGUGGGGUGGGGGUGGAGAACAGGGUGGGAAAUGUGAAACGUGUUGAGUGGAGCCAGUAGUAGGAAGCGGGGGGUCAGCGGUGAUGAAUGAGCGGGCUACACACACACACGUUCACUCUUUCAGAGCUGUCGCAGUCGCCGGCCAACGUACACACCCUAAUUCACUUCCCUCUGUUUUAACUGACGCCGUCCAGACACGCGUGCACGGCUCGCACGCACGCGCACAGUCGGUGUCGUCCGACUCAUGGCUCCCUGUGUCUCUUUGUGUUUUCCAGAGCAGAGAACCACACAGCAGGGCCAGGUCUACUUCCUCCACACCCAGACCGGGGUCAGCACCUGGCACGACCCCCGGGUGCCCAGGGACCUGAGCAACGUCAACUGUGAGGAGCUGGGCCCGCUGCCGCCCGGCUGGGAGAUCCGCAACACGGCCACGGGCCGGGUCUACUUUGUGGACCACAACAACCGAACCACGCAGUUCACCGACCCGCGGCUCUCCGCCAACCUCCACCUGGUGCUCAACAGCCCCAGUCCUAACGGUUCCCGCGUGGCUAUGGAGAGCCAGAACACUAACCUCAGCCGCCCGCCCCAGCUGAAGGAGCAGCAGCAGGCCCAGGCGCCCCCGCCGCCCCCCCCGCAGGCCCUGUCCCCGGCCCAGCUCCCGGAGGAGGCCGAGUGUCUGACGGUGCCCAAGUACAAGAGGGACCUGGUGCAGAAGCUGAAGAUCCUGCGCCAGGAGCUGUCGCAGCAGCAGCCGCAGGCGGGCCACUGCCGCAUCGAGGUCUGCCGGGAGGAGAUCUUUGAGGAGUCGUACCGGCAGGUGAUGAAGAUGCGCCCCAAGGACCUGUGGAAGAGACUGAUGGUCAAGUUCCGAGGGGAGGAGGGGCUGGACUAUGGAGGCGUGGCCAGGGAGUGGUUGUACCUGCUGUCCCACGAGAUGCUGAACCCGUACUACGGCCUGUUCCAGUACUCCAGAGACGACAUCUACACCCUGCAGAUCAACCCUGACUCUGCUGUCAACCCAGAGCACCUGUCCUACUUCCACUUUGUGGGGAGGAUCAUGGGCAUGGCGGUGUUCCACGGUCACUACAUCGACGGGGGCUUCACCCUGCCCUUCUACAAGCAGCUGCUGGGCAAGCCCAUCACCCUGGACGACAUGGAGUCUGUGGACCCCGACCUGCACAACAGCCUGGUCUGGAUCCUGGACAAUGACAUCACGGGUGUUCUGGACCACACCUUCUGUGUGGAGCACAACGCCUACGGGGAGAUCAUCCAGCACGAGCUCAAACCCAACGGCAAGAGUGUCCCCGUCACCGAGGACACCAAGAAGGAGUAUGUCAGGCUGUAUGUGAACUGGAGGUUCCUCCAUGGCAUCGAGGCUCAGUUCCUGGCCCUGCAGAAGGGCUUCAACGAGGUCAUCCCCCAGCACCUGCUCAAGGCCUUCGACGAGAAGGAGCUGGAGUUGAUUGUGUGCGGCCUGGGCAAGAUCGACAUCGGCGACUGGAAGUCCAACACGCGGCUGAAGCACUGCACGCCCGACAGCAACAUCGUCAAGUGGUUCUGGAAGGCGGUGGAGUCGUACGACGAGGAGCGCCGCGCCCGCCUGCUGCAGUUUGUCACCGGCUCCUCCAGGGUCCCGCUGCAAGGCUUCAAGGCUCUGCAGGGUGCUGCAGGACCCAGGCUCUUCACCAUCCAUCAGAUCGAUGCCAACACCAACAAUCUGCCCAAAGCCCACACCUGCUUUAACCGGAUCGACAUUCCGCCCUACGAGAACUAUGACAAGCUGUACGACAAGCUGCUGACAGCCAUCGAGGAGACUUGCGGCUUCGCCGUGGAAUGAGGGACGCAUCGGGCGGGAGGAGAGUGUGUGUGUGUGUGUGUGUGUGUUUGCGUGCGUGCGUGUGUGGCGUCAGUGUGGCACGGCUGCCGCGGACUCUGCUGUCACCACAAGCCACCAUGCCCCCCCCCUCCCCGCGAAGGGACACCGCCACAUUCAGCCACGCCCACCAGGCCCGGCGACCACGCCCCCUCCUGCCGGUCUGCAGCUCUCUUCACCUGGAGAAACAGGACGCCGUGUCGAGGGGGAGGGGCCUGUGUCGAGGGGGAGGGGCCUGUGUCGAGGGGGAGGGGCCCACGCUCGUCUCCCUCUCUUCCCAUUCUUCCUUUUUUUAUAUCAAAUGUUUUCAGCUGCUACAGACUUGAUUUACCUUGAAUCCCUGCAAGAACGCCUGCAACUUUUUUCUUUUUUUUUUGGUGAUUUUAAUUUGUUUUGUUUUUCUUUUGUGUAAUAGCUUAUUUUAGUGCUAAUGGUAAAAGACAAGAACUGUUUUGAGUUGGGUUGACUUGACAUUCGUUUUGUUGUCGUGUGUGAUAGUCCAAGUCCAGCCUGCAGUGAUUAUUAGAGUAGCCGGUCUCUGCUUGCUCUGGUCAGAGAGAGAGAACUGAAAUGUGAAGGCCCCCCUUUGUGCAAACAAGCUACAUCGAUCACCAACUAGCCAUAUCUUGCCCAUGGUAGCCACUCUAACCUCAACCAUCCCCUUGAUCCUUCCCAUUUGCACGAAUGCAUCCACAAACACAGACAUAUUUACACCUCAAACACACACACACACACACACACGUAGAAUGGAAGAUGGCUGCUUCUCUCACAGAUGUAAAAACUGCUUUGUCAUUUCUGUUCCAGCAAGCAGAGACAGUGAAGGUUAGAACUGAUGCCUACCAUUAGUACAUAGCCUUUUAAUCUGAUCGGUGUCAUCGAAAAUCCCUCCGAUCCAAAAGCUCUUUAGCGGGCUGUUUUGUGGCAUUUCAACGUCAAACCGAGUCCAGCUGAAGUGGGGUGGAGGUUGUUGUGAGGGGGAGGCUGACUGAUAUGAAGGCAAACGACCGCCCGACUCGUCCUCCACAGCAUCACUAUUGCAUCAUCCACCUGUGUGUGUGUGCAAGAUGGAGUUCCGUUGGAAAAAAACGAAACAACAACAAAAAACAUGGGCUGAUCAUCCGGCCUACCGAAGCGCUCUCCUGUUGCUAGGAAACGUGGUAUUCGCUUUGUGCUCGAGCGUUAACUGCGCCGCCGCCGUCGCCUAAAGCCUGUAUACCCGGGCUGAAUCUCAAUAAUUUGGCUGUCUCCCCCCCCCACCCCCCCUCCCCCUUCAGGAAGCAGCCACCAUUUUGACUCCACCUUUUGUCGAGUGCAGAUGAAGCUUGGGGGGGGGCUACUGGAGGAAGUGAGGUCACAGCGUAAAGACUCCCCCCCCCCCCCCCCCAGCGGCUCCCAGGGGCCAGGUGCAGGCGGAGCGCUUCAAAGCAAUUUGACAGGAGCAUGUCUGCAUUUCCUGAGCGACUGACACCCACCUUCAAAGGGGGGGGGGGUGAGGGGGGGAGAACAGUUUCCUUCUCUCCUUCCCUCUUUAGAGCACUUUAUUAACUCCACUGGCGAGCGACAGGAAGUGCUUUCUUCACAUUUAGAGAGAAAAAAGAGACAAAUAUACUUUGUUUUAUUCCAACCAUUAACAGUGGAAAUAUACAGGAAAAACGAAAAGUAUAGAUAUAUAUACACCUGUAAUUAUGAGUAUAUACAUGUACAAAUAUAUACUUAUUUUGUAUAUGGCUUUGUCCCGUCUGUUUUGAUGGCGUGCCAGCAUGGCGGGUGUCCCAGACCUCUCUGCAUUCUCAGGUGACGUCAACGUCCUGUCUUUGACCUUUACGAGGGCCACAUGUGAAGGGGGGGGGGAGGGGGAAGUGAACCGACGCAAGCUCCCGUCGAGAGUCCAACCUGUGACCCUCUCCUUGAGGGAGAGCCGAGGGCGUGACCUCCCCACCACCCUGACCCCAGGCUGGGACCAUCGCUCUCCCCCCCACCCCAUCUUGAGUCUCCACCUCCAGCCCUGCAUGAAUGGACUUCUAAAGCGUGUAUUUAUUCGCAAUUAUUUGUCCCAACAAGCGAAAUGUGUGUUGACUUGCGAAAAUUCUGGUGAAUGUUGUUUUUUUCCUUUUUAUAAAUAUAUAUAUAUACACAUAUAUAUAUAUAUAUAUAUUAUCUGCCUGUCAAAUAGCAAUCGACUACGACCAUGGACUGUUCUUGCUGAAACUUCACACACACGGACCCAUCUCUCACUCUCUUUCCAGUGUUUUUUUCUUUUUUUACGGUGAAGCCGUAGCUUCUCCAGAGAGAAUAUUGAAGUAUCUUAAACGGUGCUUUUUGUACAGCACAGACUAUUGGUCACAAGUGACUCAUGACACAAUUUACCUUUUCACCUGACCAGAACACAGAAUAAAAAUGCAUUAAACUAGACUUUUUGGGUUUUGUUUUUGCAAACACGCAGACUUACGAUUUGCGAGUUAUAAUCAGAAACAUCCUUCGAUUUACCAAAUAGUUAAUGGACUGAUUGACUUUUUUGGUGUAGAUAUCCAGUAUAUAAACACACACACGUUGUAUGCACACUUUAACAUGUCCAGUUCACACACAUGGUUUUCUGUCCCGCUUGUGCUAUUUGCGUCUUAACAUCGUGGACUUUUGUGGAGAUAAUGGAACUAGAGUGUCUGGAUGGAAGAGGGGACUGUGUUGUGUGUCUGGAUGGAUGAAAGAGGGGACUGCAUGGACUGUGUUGUGUGUCUGGAUGGAAGAGGGGACUGCAUGGACUGUGUUGUGUGUCUGGAUG